Oryza brachyantha (malo sina) is the source of this 4105-nucleotide messenger RNA. RefSeq names its product disease resistance protein RGA5-like. The record is from RefSeq and is a predicted model, not a curated record. Gene Ontology annotation, biological process: defense response to other organism. The transcript has 5 exons. Gene Ontology annotation, molecular function: carbohydrate binding; ADP binding. The coding region runs from base 905 to 4009 and encodes 1034 amino acids. Lineage: Eukaryota; Viridiplantae; Streptophyta; Magnoliopsida; Poales; Poaceae.
CUUAGUUUUGCUGAACUGCAGUUCUCUUCUUCACCUUUCUCCACUUUGCUGGAUAAGAUCAUUGGGAUUACUUUAUGUAUUUGUGGAAAGUUGCGUAGAUGACGCAUGGACGUGUGGAUGUGUGAUGAUCCAUUGGAACUGAACUCUUCAUGUGGGGAUAAACCGACCACAAAAAACAUAACAAGGGUUUAAUCAACUAGGCUACUACUAUAGUAAUGACCUUGACUGAUUCACUACUGAACACUAGUAGUUUAAUCCGGUUUAAUGUUUUAUUUGUUGUUUAAGCUUGGUGGGUAGUAGCAAGGACAGAAUAUGUGGUGUUCUACCAUGUCCCCUACGUGUUCGAGAAAAUGACGGCAUGAUGAAAGCAAGUACGACCCUUCAGAAACACUAAUGAUUAAUUAACACUAGUUUACAGUAGUAACGGCGUUGGCUAAUACACUAGUAAUUAACACUAGUUUGCUUUGACUUUAGAGUUUCCUUUCUUGUUUAAGCUUGGUGGCCAGUAGCAAGGAUGGAAUAUAUGAUGUUCUACCAUGUCCUUACGUGGUUAAGAAAAUGACCACAGUAUGAUGAAUGCAAGUAUGACCCUUCAGAAACUGUCCAAAUUUUACCCACUGAUCGCUUGAAAACCAGAGCCAUGUAGGGAGUAAAUUAAGAUGAUGGAUGGAUACUGAUACUCCAUUGAUAAACCGCCUGGCUUCGAGGCAGACUGUCAGUCGACUGUCACACAUCGUGUCUUCACUGCCAUCGUUUUGCAGGCACAGCCGGGAGGAAGUGUUGCAACUCCCUUCCAGGACGUUCGUUGUUCCAGCCUUCCAGUCGAUGGGGGAACUGUACUGUUCUAUUUGUCAGCAGUUUUGAAUGCAUGAAUCAUACCUGAGGGUAAAGAAGAUCGACAAAGAUGGCAGUUGUGGCAGGGGCAAUGACCACCCUCAUUGCUAAGUUGACUACCCUGCUGAUGGAUCAAUACAAGCUGCAGAGGGGUGCAAGGGGAGAUAUCAUGUUUAUCAAAGAGGAGCUCGAAAGCAUUCAGGCUGCCCUUGAGAAGUUGUUUGAGGUGCAAGUAACUGACAGCCAGGUUAAGAUUUGGGAGAGGGAUGUGAGGGAGCAGUCCUAUGACAUUGAGGAUAUCAUUGACACCUUCAUGGUUCACGUCGAGACCCAUUUGCUAGCCAGGCCACAUGGACUCCUCGAAGGGUUCGUGAAGGGAAGUCUGAGCCGGCUGAAAAGAGCAAGGAUUCGCCACAGUAUUGCUACUGACAUUAGACGUAUUAGGAGGCUUGUCAAUGAGGCGACGGCACGCCGUGAAAGGUAUAAGGUUGAUAGUAUUGUUGCUGCUGCCAAGAUGGAAACCAAGAUUGAUCCCCGUUUAGUUGGUAUCUACGGAGAGGCUGCAAAACUUGUUGGCAUAAGUGGCCCAAAGGAAGAAUUGGCCAGGUUGCUGAUGGAGUCAGAGGGCACCACAAAGAAUAAACUGAAAGUGAUCUCCAUCGUUGGAGUUGGUGGUUUAGGCAAGACAACUCUUGCUAAUGUCAUAUAUCAACAGUUUAGACAGCAAUUUGAUUGUCAUGCUUUUGUUUCAGUGUCCUUAAAGCCCGAUUUAAAGAAGAUCCUGGGUAGCAUACUCCGUCAAUUCAGUCAACAAGGCUAUAAUUGGACAGAAGCAUGGGGUGCUGAGGAAAUCAUAAACCAAAUCAGGGAUGAAAUUAAGGACAAGAGGUACUUGAUUGUAAUUGAUGAUAUAUGGGAGAAACCAGCGUGGGAAUGUAUCGAGUGUGCUUUAAUAGAAAAUGACUGUGAAAGCAGAAUAAUCACAACAAGUAGAGUUCUUGAUGCUGCCACACCAAGCUCCUCUGAGGUUGAUCAUACCAUUUAUAAGCUGCAGCCACUUUCUUAUGACAACUCGAAAAAAUUGUUCUACAAAAGGAUAUUUUGCUGUGAAGAUGGUUGCCCAUCGGAACUGAAGGAUAUAUCUGAAAAAACUCUAAGAAAGUGUGAUGGAGUCCCAUUAGCCAUCAUCACCAUAGGCAGUUUGUUGGCUACGAGACCACAAAAUAUAAACCAAUGGGAUAGGGUACACAAUUUAAUUGGUUCUGGACUUGAGAAAAGCCACCAUGUGGAGGAUAUGCGGCACAUAUUGUCUAUUAGUUAUUACGAUUUGCCAGCCGAUUUAAGAGCUUGCUUCCUAUAUCUAACUAUAUAUCCAGAGGAUUACAAUAUACAGAGAGAUCAACUGAUACGCAGAUGGAUAUCUGAAGGGUUUAUCCUCGGAGAAAAUGUGGAUGCUUUAUAUGAACAAGGAGGCAAUUACUUCAGUGAGCUAAUUAACAGAAGCAUGAUUCAACCAGCAUACAUUGACAGUCAUGGAAGGGUACACGCUUGUCGUGUACAUGAUAUGGUACUCGAUCUUAUCACAUCAUUGUCAAAUGAAACAAAUUUUCUGACGGUAUUAGGUGGUCAGCAGUGCACAUAUUAUCCAAACAAGGUUCGCCGGUUGUGCCUCCAGAGCAGCAUAUAUGGGUAUGGCCACACCAUACAACAGAAGAAAGUGAAGUGGCCCCGGUUGAGGUCACUAAUCCUAUUCCCCCAUGCUACCAACUUGUUGCCAUCCCUUUCGAGAUUCCGUAUUUUGCGUGUGCUGGAUUUGGAAGGUUGUCAAGACUUGAAGUGUUGCCAAAUCGAGGGUAUCUGUGAUUUGUUUCAUUUGAGGUCUCUAAUACUGAAGGAUACAAAUAUUAGUAGCCUACCCCCAAAAAUUGGUAACCUAAGUUGUUUACACACACUGGACAUAAGGCACACUGUCAUAACUGAACUUCCGUCAACAGUUGUUUAUCUAAGAAAACUGGUGACCCUACUAAUUGACGCAUCCGUAAAAUUACCUGAUGGAAUUGGGAACAUGGAGUGCUUACAGGAAAUAUCAUUGGUUGGUAUUAGCAAGUCUCCAAACUUUUUGAAGGAUCUAGGGAGUUUGACAGAAUUAAGAAUACUCCAGAUUUCAGAGAGUUCUGGUGUGUGGUAUAAGAGUUAUGAGAAAACUUUGAGUGAUUCCUUGUGUAGUCUGCACAAAAUUCAUGAUCUUUACAUCCAUGGCUGUAAACUGUCCGCUGUGUUCGUAUCAAAUAUAAGAUGCUUUCCUCAGCAUCUCCGAUAUUUUUCAUGUGGCCAAUUAUCCAUGUUGCCAAGGUGGAUCAAUUCAUCCUUAUUGCAUCUCUCCACCAUAGAUUUGAUACUUAACAUACUACGACAAGACGAUCUUCAAAGUCUUGGUGCCUUACAUUUUCUGCAUUGUCUCCGUCUUAAUGUGUUUAAAAUUGAACCUGAAAGGUUGGUUGUUGGCACUGGGCAUGCAAAGUUCCAUAAUCUAGCUGAGUUUUCGUUUACCACUCAUGCCUUGGGGCUUAUAUUUAGACAAUAUUCUAUGCCAAGGCUUGAAAACCUUGAGCUAGCUUUUAAUGUUCAAGAGACAAUGAAUUUUGAUAUUGGCUUGGAGCACCUAUCUUCUCUUAAGGCUGUCACUGUAAGACUUGAUUGUAGGGAUUCCAGAAUUUUUGAGGUGCAAAGUGCAGAUGCUGCCAUUCGGAGGAUUGCAUACAUGAACUCCAACCAACCUAAUGUUCAUGUGAUCAGGCAUUAUGAACACAACAUGAUAAAGGAUGAUGUGAAGGUUCAGAAGGAAACAAAAGAGGGAAAAGAGAUAUUGGAAAAUAAGAUUGGUCCAUGGGGUGGAAAUGGUGGUGUCACUUGCGACAUCAAGGUGGCAUCCAAACGCUUGGAAAGUGUUACUAUUUGUAGCGGAAUAAUCAUUGACGCCCUUGCAUUUUCUUACUUCGACAAAGAUGGAGAGCGGCACACGACCAGCCUAUGGGGUGGUCUUGGUGGGAGUGUUCAACUGGAAUUAAAGAUGAAAUGGAAACUUUUUUCUUGCAGAUUAAUCUUGAUGAAAGAGAGUAUCUUGUGGAGGUUAUUGGAACAGUGGGUCCAUUCAAUGUGUCAUCCGAGGCUAUAACAUCGCUUACACUUGUGACCAAUGUACGUAGCUAUGGACCUUUUGGGCAGCCACAGGGUACUCCUUUCCGCACUCCACUGAAGAAAAACAGUUGCA